Messenger RNA from Pantherophis guttatus, 4662 nucleotides. The record is from RefSeq and is a predicted model, not a curated record. Lineage: Eukaryota; Metazoa; Chordata; Lepidosauria; Squamata; Colubridae.
UCAUCUCUCCUAUCUAUCGUCUAUCUAUCCAUCCAUCCAUCCACCAUUCCUCUCUCUCCAUCUCUCUCUCCUAUCUAUCUAUCUAUCUAUCUAUCUAUCUAUCUAUCUAUGCCCAGAAAGUGGGCUAAUUUCAAACCUAGGUCACCAGGGUUGUGUGAAUGCAGGCUCUCUCACAAGGCCUGACUGUGUGAUGUCUCCCUCACUUGGAAGCCACCUUUCUCAGGUCUGGGUUCAGAAGUGCGAACCCCUCGUGAGGCUAUGUUUGACUCUCUCUUCUCUCCUUUGCAGGUGACGCCAUGGCUUUGGGGCCACAAUCUGGAUUGUCUUUUCCGUGGGCCGCAGCGGAAACUUUGGUGGCGCUACCGCCAAAGGCUGCUGUGUCCUUCAAAGAGGUGGCUGUGUAUUUCGCAGAGGAGGAAUGGGCCCUGCUGGAUCGGGGCCAAAAGACCUUGUACAGGGAAGUCAUGCUGGAGACGUAUGGGAUCGUGGCCUCGCUCAGUUUGGUGACGGAAGAUUUCCCUGCUCAAGAGCUGAGGUGUAUCUCCUCCAGAAUUGCCAAAGAUGAAGAGCAGGAAGCUGGUGAUCUCAAGGGAUCAGGGGGACAGGAAGGGCAAAAAGGAGAGACUAGGAGGAAUCUGUCUGACUUCCGGGCAGAAGACUCUUGUCGAAAUUUAAUUCAGAAACAGGAAGAAAAGAACAAAUAUCCUUCAGGUAGCAGGGCAUUAAUCUCUGAAUUCAAACUCGAAUUACACCACAGAAUUUAUACACGGGAGAAACUCUAUCAACGUUCAGGAUGGACAAAGAGCUCAAACUUUCUUUCGCAUCAAAAAAUCCAUUCAAGUGAGAAAUCUGAUACUUGUUCGGCACAUGGAAAGAACUUUCUUCAGAUAGGUGAUCUUUUGCCGUAUCAAAGAAUUUACGGAGAACAGAAAGUAUUUAAAUGCUCAGAGUGCGGAAGGCAAUUCAAUCAGAGUGCCUCUCUGACCCGACAUCAGCAAUUACACAGGGAAGAAAGACCCUAUCAAUGCUUGGAGUAUGGAAAGAGUUUCGGUAAGAACACUUCCCUUAUUUCACAGAGGGGAAUUCACGCUGAGGAAAAACUGUACAAAUGCUCGGAGUGCGGAAAGACCUUUAGCCACACCGCGCUCUUAGGUCAGCAUAAAAAAAUCCACUGGGGAGAGAAGCCGUACCUGUGCUCAGAAUGUCCCAAGACAUUCAACACGAACGCCGGUCUGGUUUCUCACAGGAGGAUUCACACGGGGGAAAAACCGUACGUGUGUUUGGAGUGUGGAAAGUGCUUUCGGCAGAGAACACACCUUACGACCCACCGAAGGACCCACACCGGGGAGAAGCCGUAUAAAUGCUUUGAGUGCGGAAGGAAUUUCAGUCAGAGUUCACACCUUACUUUGCACCAACGCACUCACACGGGAGAGAAACCAUACCGUUGCUUUAUGUGCGAGAAGAGAUUCAGCAACAGGACCUACCUUAAUUGCCACGAAAGGACCCACACGGGGGAGAAACCCUACAAAUGCUUGGAAUGUGGAAAGAGCUUCAGUCAGAGCACCAGCCUUAGUAUCCAUAAAAAGAUUCACCAAGGGGAGAAACCAUAUGCUUGCUUUGUAUGCCGAAAGAGCUAUUCGUGUAAGAAAAACCUCACUUCUCAUCAGAGAUGUUGUGGUCCGCCAGCAGCCUGUGGAGCUGGCAGCGGAGUUGGAGAAGAAAAACCCUUGUUCCCAAAGAUGGCUCAGAAAAUCCCUUUGAGACAGGCUGGUCCUAUGAGUGGAAAGUCUUCCGCCGAUCCAAGGGAUCCUUGGGUGCUGUGGAAUCCUAUAGAGAACAAGGCGCCACGAGACACUGCAGGGGAAGAAGAAGGAAAAGGGUACCACUCUGUCGAGCCUGAGGCUCCCGGGGAAGUCUGGGAACAGGCCAAGCAGAACAUUCUGGAAGAAGAAGCCAGUUGGGUUGCACAACAUCGCAAUAUCCGUGAGUUCUGCUACCAAGAAGCUGAAGGUCCCCGAGACAUUUGCAGCCGUCUCUACCAUCUCUACCGUCAGUGGCUCAAGCCAGAAAUACACACAAAAGCCCAGAUGCUGGACUUGGUGAUCUUGGAGCAGUUCCUGACCAUCCUUCCCCCGGAAGUGGAAAACUGGGUCCGUGAAUGUGGAGCAGAGACCAGUUCCCAGGCGGUGGCCCUUGCAGAAGGUUUUCUUCUCAACCAGGCCGAAGAGAAGAGGCUGGAAGAGCUGCAGGAACCCUUCGUGGACAAGUUUGCUGGACCCUCUAAAAUACAGGGAGAUACGCCAUAUCGUUCUCAGGAUCUGGUCUUACGAGGCAUGUCCCAGGAGGAUACAGAACUAGAGAACGGAAUGACACCGAUGGUCCCUAUGGAAACAUCUCUUCUUUCUGGGGGUGCAGAAUCCACAAUUGUACUUCCAGCUCAGGAAGAAGUGGGUGUCCAUUUCACGAAGGAGGAAUGGGCUCUUCUGGAUUCCAGGCAAAGAACUCUGCAUGGAGAGGUCAUGAUGGAGACAUCAAGGAUCUUAGCCUGUCUCAGAGCUGAACAAGGGAUAAAGAGCUAUAAGGAGCCACAUCUGGCACCAGAGCCAACCAGCAAAAAUGAAAUGGCUGAAGAGACAUUUUGCAGUCAAUCGAAACUAACGAGAAAUGAGGGAAACCAUCUAAAAUACAGGGAAGAGAAAGCUUCUGCUCCUCCUGCUGUAAUCCAAAACUUACAAAUCCAGUCAGAUUCGAAAGGAGAAAGAACAGAAAAGUGUCAGUUCUGUGGGGAAAGAAUAAUGGAUAAAACAGAUUCGUGUAAACGUUGUGGCACCCAGAAUAAAAUGGCACAAAAUGGAGGCACAGGUUCCAGAAGGUAUGACAGUCGGCCCAACCCCAUGACUGUCACUUACUAUAUAGGAGAGAAACCGUAUCACUGCACGGAGUGCGGAAAGAGCUUCCGUCAGAACUAUCACCUCAGUUACCACAAACGAACCCACACAGGGGAGAAACCCUAUAAAUGCAGUGAAUGUGGGAGAGGAUUCGCGCUCAGCGGUGCCCUGACUACCCAUAAAAGGACCCACACAGGAGAGAAACCUUAUAAAUGCCUGGAGUGUGGAAAGAGCUUCUGCAGGAACAGUUCCCUGAUUUCCCAUAAAAAGAUCCACAAAGAGGAGAAACCGUGUUAAUGUUAAGAAGCAAGGAAAGAGCUUCAUCGUUCUACUGGACUUAUUUCCUGGAAAAGGAUCCAUGUGAUGAUCCGGGGCACGGCAGCUGACAGUUCAAACCGCCUCUUUAUUGCUCCAACUUUCCCCCAAACGCUCCCAUGUUUCUGGCAGGUCCCAGAGCAAAGUGAUAACACCCACACAUAUACCUCCAGCAGCUUCUGGCAGCAAAUAGUCCAGUACAAUGCUGUGAGCACAAUGGCUGCAAAGCGAGAAAUCCAGCAGGGCAAGAAAGUAACUCAAGGAGGGGAGCAAAGAACAAGGCAAUUAAUCCAAGAAUCGUCCAACUUCGGCAACAGCACACAACACUCAAUGAAUUCAGCAUUUGUUCCCGACAAAUGCCCUCCCCCCCACAGUGUCUCCUUAAAGGCUCAGUCCCCAGGUGUGCCUUGUAAAGAGGGGCAGGGCACUCUCCUCCCAAGUCAUCGGGUCAGCCUGCGCUGUUCCCGCCUUCUCUCCUCUCUCCGUGCUCGAGGAUCAGGAGGGGGUGGUCCUUGCUCAUCACCUGAGCUCUGUCUCUCAUGUUCACUGUUUAGCCUCUCUUGUUCAUCCUGCCCCUGUUCCUGCCUGCAAGCCAUCCCAAUCCUGAAAAGCCCUGGCCUGACUGGGCCUGCUCCUCCCCACCUUCUUCCAAAGCCAACGACGACGCCCCCUCGAUCUCUAUUGGCUCCAGUUCCAGUUCGUCUUCCUCCUCAGUUUCAGGCUCCGACGGGGGCAUGACAACCCAUUCAAGCGAACGUACAUCAGUCAAAAGUGCAUCAUUUUCUCCCAGCUGUUUUUUAACCUCCACGCUCCAAAAUGUGAGAAGACCAAUGCAAAAGUCUAAAGUUGAUGAAAUAACGAUUACUUAUAGACUUAUAUACCGCUUCACAGUGCUUUACAGCAGGGAUCCCCAGCCCCUGAUUCAUGGACUGCCACUGGUCCGAGCAUGCCAGGUACCGGGCCACGCAAACAAGCAAAGCCCCAUCCGUGGGAUGCAGGCAGCACAGGAAACCACGCCCCGUCUGGUCCACAGAAAAACCUCUCUCCAUGGAACUGGUCCCUGGCGGUUGGAGGCCACUGUUUAACAGCCCUCCCUACGAUCCUCAAUUUAGGACCAUAAUUGAACCAGUUAUUAAGCAGGUCACCGCCUGAUUUAACCAACAGUUUUUGCGGUGAUUUAACAAACAAGCCUAUUAUACCUUUUUUCUUUUUUUUGCUGGAAACCAGAAAUAAACAUUGGUCAUAAAUCACAGUCACAGUCAGGUAACCAUGGGAAAUUAGAAAUUAGACUGGCCACUCCCUCCCCACUCUGAUACCCUUUUGUAAGGCUCUGAAGAUUUGGUUGCACAACCAACCUCUUCUUUUUCCUCGGCCUCACCCCUAGUUUAAAUCCUAUAGUCCUGGCACUCGUGCAUCUGAUGAAGUGAGCUGCAGUUUUUUAAUAUGCUAGAUUUCUUCU